AUGAGUACAUCUGGACACUUUCAACACUCUCGACUCUCACUCUCAGGGAAGUUUAUGCGCCUCUUGCAAAUCCAAGGCUCGACCACAGCAUCUAUUUCCAGUAACACGAGUAGCAGUGUUAGUAGCAAAAGGGAAGCCCCUAUCUCGCUCCGCAUCACACAGUAUGCUCUACACCGCCGGCCGCCGUACGUCGCAAUAAGCUACACUUGGGGGAAUGCAGUGCGCACGCACGAGAUCCGCGUCAACGGCCGACCGUUCUUGGUGAGAGCCAACCUGUACAAUCUCCUCUGGCACCUGAGACAACGUGGCGAAAGUCGCUUCCUCUGGAUCGACGCCCUGUGCAUCGACCAAGCCAAUCUCGAGGAGAGAAAUUUCCAUGUCCAAUUGAUGGGAAGCAUCUACGAUAGCGCCGACAGAACCAUAGUAUGGCUGGGUCUACCAAGCGAGGACAGACGACAAGCCAGGGCGCUUGAAUUCGUGGCAGAACUGGCAUCCGCAAUGUCCCCGACCUCGACCUCUCAUCCCGGCGGCAACAAGAUCGAGCGAAGAUCACAUGCGGCCAACCAGGACAAUUGGGAACGAUUGUACAUCACUGGUAGAGGCAGCGGGAAUGCCGCCUCCGCCAAUGUGAACACGAGCGCGACAAGUACAAUUGCCAAACUCGAAGGGCGAUGGCGUAACCUUCUCGACCUGUGCCGCGGUGUCUACUGGACACGCACAUGGAUCAUUCAAGAAUUCCUCCGGUCGCCAUCUCUAGAAGUACUCGUCGGCACAGCAAGCCUGGACUGGAAACUAUUCGAGGUGGUCGUGGGUACACUCAAAUCCACGUCCCUACUGUGGUCCCCUACGGCCACCACCACCACCAUCAUCACAACACUGGUUGACCAAUUCAUGCACACCCUCCCCGUGCGCCUCACCCUCCGUCGAACACACCAUUCCCAUUCUACACUCUCCGACCUCGUGGCCGAGUUCUACGAUUCCAGAUGCGCCGAACGCCGCGACAAAAUCUACGGCAUCCUCGGCAUCGCAGACGACUGUGACGACACUCGAGGCCCGCAGCCGGACUACUCCAAACACAUCGUCGAAGUAUACUUUGAAGUCUACAGAUAUCUCUGUGCGUGUCUCGAAGCGACAACUUCUCCUUCUGCCUACCAGAAGGUGUUGUUUGCACAGACCAUAUCUCUCACGAUUCGAGCUCUGAACAUAACGCAGGCCGACGUAGAAAGUUAUCUCUCUGCCACCUCUUUGACCUCGACCUCAACUGCGAACGAUGAUGAUGAUGGCAAAGCCACCGCCAACACGACGCUUGAAAGUCUCGUCUUCAACUUGAGACCAGACUACGUCAACACCAUCGACGAAGUCCUCCCCGGAUGGACUAGUAUUCGUGAUCUACGGCAACGCCUCGAUCAAGUUCCCUGGGAGAAAUACGUAGGUCACGAAGUCGUGAGAAGAAAGACGUCACGACAUCCAUCUACUUCAAAUACCUCGACAUCAACCUCGACACCGUUACUUACGCCUACAUCUACGCCGACACAGACAACCCAGCCGUCGAGCAAUGCUGGUAGCACUACAAGCAACACCACCACCCCCCCUUCCUCGGCAAAAGGAACAGAAUACGUUAGGGCCCCUUUACCUCCCGACCUCCUCACGACCAUCAUCGCGGCCGCCUCAACAACACACAACGUCGCCCUGGCCAAUCUCUACAACUACGAAACUUGUCGAACGAGACAAACGCAACCGACAAUGAAACCGACAUGUCGAAUCCCACACGAAACAAUCUUGAGUCACGAACAAGAUAAACGACUCGCCGACAACACCAAGUUGGCCAAACCGAGCGUCAUCAUCGAAUCGAACCCGAACCCGGGGUCCGCCGCCGCCGGUGGCAACAUAUCUGACCCCUUCCUCCGCUUGGGGUUCGCGUGCACCAACGUCAAGAGGGGCGACCUGAUAUGUCAGUUUCGCGGCGUCGACGUUGCCGUCGUCGCCAGACGUGUCUCGACCGGAGGCGGGUUGAGUCUCGUCGGUCUGGCUCGCAUGGUCGGUCAUUCUGCCCUCAGAGAGCGUGGUGUACACGCCGGAUGUGAGACCACUGCCCAGCAAGCCUCGCAAUCGCAAUCGCAACAGCAAUCACGAUCAGCAAAAGGUAAAGACAACGACAACGACAAAAACAAAGACAAGUCGUGGUGGUGGUCUGGUAUUGUCCUCCCUCCGGGUGUCGACGAGAAGAACGUUCAUACAAACACAAACACGCAUAAUCGUACGCAUGAUCAUCAUGAUUAUAUCAUCGAGACGGAUCCGCUUAGUCUUUGGGAACUAUUUAGACCGAGAUACGAAUAG
Molecule: messenger RNA, 2337 nt
Organism: Exophiala oligosperma
Lineage: Eukaryota; Fungi; Ascomycota; Eurotiomycetes; Chaetothyriales; Herpotrichiellaceae
Exons: 1
Coding region: 1-2337 (778 amino acids)
Source: RefSeq, a predicted model, not a curated record